Parnassius apollo (apollo) is the source of this 441-nucleotide messenger RNA. The record is from the annotation of a GenBank genome assembly. NCBI's taxonomy places the organism in Eukaryota, Metazoa, Arthropoda, Insecta, Lepidoptera, Papilionidae.
AUGGCUGCAAGGAAAUCAGAUACUGAAAGAAAACGCAACUACAGGCUCCGCAAAGCUGCUAACUUGGCUCUUACCAGUGGUUCAUUAGAAUCGACUACUUCAUCCUCUUUUCGUUCAGCAGAAAGGUCAAACGAUGCCCAAAAUGGUACUCAACAACAGCUCACAAACCAACAACCUCAAUCGUUAGCAGCAGAACCAGCACAAACCACUGUACAACCAGGUACCUCUUCAGAUCAAAUUGAAGUACAGCAGGCACAAUCUACCUGGAACACUAAAUGGAAAUCCUCGAUCAUGAGAUUUACAUCAAUUUUUCUGGACAACAACUUUGGCUACACUUGCUCGGUUUGCGACAGACUGUGGUUCAAGAACAACCUCAAACCCUGCGGCACAGCUGAAGGUGACAUCGGAUUGGUUCAUCAAAGAAAAUCGACAACUUUGUAG